AUUUAUUUUAAUUGGCCAAAUAAAUCCUGAAUCCGUCCAUGCUCGAAUGGCUUCUUCAUCCCUUCUCACCAUUUUUUUUAAUAAAAAUUUCUUGUAAACCUUCAAAUAGCCACUAGGCACUAGCCGCUAGGCACCGCAACAAUUCUCGGUAACUAGAAUUUUGUCGAAAAAAUGGCCGUCUCCUUUGACGGCAACGUUUUAGCAGCCAAAUCCCUUGCACGUUUCGGCGUUACCCACAUGUUCGGCGUCGUAGGCAUCCCCGUUACGUCCCUCGCCAACCGUGCCGUCCAAUUUGGUGUCCGUUUCAUCGCUUUCCAUAACGAACAAUCUGCCGGUUACGCGGCUUCCGUUUAUGGCUACCUCACGGGCUGUCCCGGUCUUCUCUUGACCGUUUCUGGGCCGGGUUGUGUCCAUGGGCUGGCGGGUUUGUCCAAUGCUAUGAUCAACACCUGGCCCAUGGUCAUGGUCUCGGGCUCCUCCGACCAAAAGGAUUCCGGCCGUGGAGAUUUCCAGGAGCUUGAUCAGAUCGAAGCUGUGAAACCCUUUUCGAAAUUCUCAGUUAAAGCAAAAGAUAUUAAAGAAAUUCCCAAUUGUGUUGCUAGGGUUUUGGAUCAUGCGGUUUCGGGUCGACCCGGUGGGUGUUAUUUGGAUUUACCAACUGAUGUUUUACAUCAAACAAUAACUGAAUCUGAAGCUGAAAAUUUGUUGGCUGAAGCUGAGAAAGCACGAAUUUUUGAAGAAUCUAUAGUUCCGGCCAAUACAGAGAUCGAAAAGGCGGUUGCUUUGUUAAGGAAGGCGGAGAGGCCGUUGAUUGUGUUUGGGAAAGGCGCAGGUUAUGGGAGAGCUGAAGGAGAAUUGAGGAAGUUGGUUGAAAAGACGGGAAUACCCUUUUUGCCAACGCCAAUGGGGAAAGGAUUGGUGAAUGAUGAUCAUGAGUUGGCUGCGAGUGCUGCAAGGUCACUUGCUAUUGGGAAAUGUGAUGUUGCAUUGGUUGUUGGGGCAAGGCUUAAUUGGUUAUUGCAUUUUGGGGAGAGUCCUAAGUGGGAUAAAGAUGUGAAAUUCAUUUUGGUGGAUGUUUGUGGAGAAGAGAUUAAGUUGAGGAAACCACAUUUGGGUUUGGUUGGGGAUGCUAAGAAGGUGUUGGAGAUGAUUAAUAAGGAGAUUAAAGAUGACCCUUUUUGUUUGGGAAAGUCUCAUCCUUGGGUUGAGGCUGUUUCAAAGAAGGUGAAGGAUAAUGUGUCCAGGAUGGAGGCUCAGUUGGCGAAAGAUGUUGUGCCUUUCAAUUUUUUGACUCCUAUGAGGAUUAUAAGAGAUGCUAUUUUGGGGUUGGGUAGUCCUGCUCCGGUGGUGGUUUCUGAAGGGGCGAAUACUAUGGAUGUUGGAAGGUCUGUGCUGGUUCAGACUGAGCCUAGGACUAGGUUGGAUGCAGGGACUUGGGGGACAAUGGGAGUUGGUUUAGGCUAUUGCAUUGCAGCUGCUGUGGCUAAUCCUAAGCGGCUUGUAGUUGCAGUCGAAGGGGACUCUGCAUUUGGGUUCAGUGCAAUGGAAGUUGAGACAUUGGUUCGAUACAUGUUACCUGUGGUUGUUAUAGUCUUUAACAAUGGUGGUAUAUAUGGUGGAGACCGGAGGAGCCCUGAAGAAGUUGCUGGCCCUUUCGAAGAUGAUCCUGCCCCCACUUCCUUUGUUCCUGGUGCUGCUUAUCACACUUUAAUGGAAGCUUUUGGGGGAAAGGGUUACCUUGUUGGGACUCCUGAUGAAUUGAAGUCUGCUCUUUCUGACUCUUUUUUUGCAAGGAAGCCAGCUGUAAUAAAUGUGAUAAUUGAUCCUUUUGCUGGAGCUGAAAAAGGGAGAUUGCAGCACAAGAACUGAGUAAGACACAUGCAGGGGGUCCUAUUCACUACACGGAUUCGUAGUUCCUCUGAACUUUGGGUUGAAAUGCAGUCUUUUGCACUUCUUGCUUUUGCCGUGAAAAUUGAGACGGGUUUUAUGAAAAUUCCCAUUUCAAGAAUUUCGAGGUGUGGUUUUGACCAUUUAUCUUUUAGAAAGAUCCUCUAGCUUCCUCUCGUAGGCUGAUGUAAGAACAGAGGUGGCGGAUCGUGGUUACUGAUUUUGAAGA
Molecule: messenger RNA, 2116 nt
Organism: Durio zibethinus
Lineage: Eukaryota; Viridiplantae; Streptophyta; Magnoliopsida; Malvales; Malvaceae
Source: RefSeq, a predicted model, not a curated record